CGAUAUCCGGCCACGUUAAAAUAGCUUGUUUGGACAGAAUCCUUUGCCGAAGCAGAGCUCGAGGUUGUGCACGUUGGUUGGCCCGGUGAUUCUCGCGGAGUUGUAAAUGCGCGCGGUGACAAAGUGACGCGGGAGUCGUCCAACCGACUGUCAGAAUGGACUGCUGGUCUACUUGGCUGUUGCUCGUCUCGCUGCUUGCCGCACUCUUGCUCACGGGCGGCGUCGAGCUAACCUUUGAACUGGCUGACAAUGCCAAGGAGUGCUUCUAUCAGGAGAUUGGGAAGAACGUCUCGUCCACAUUGGAAUUUCAGGUGGUUACAGGUGGUCAGUACGAUGUAGAUGUAACUUUAGAGGCACCAAACAAGGAAAUUAUUUAUAGACAAGUCAAGACACAGUUUGAUUCGCAUUCAUUUAUACCAGCCAUGUCAGGAAUAUAUAAAGCCUGCUUCAGCAACGAAUUCUCCACAUAUUCACAUAAGCUAGUUUACAUGGAUUUUCAAGUAGGCGACGAAUUGCCAUUACCAGGCCUAGCAGGAGAGCACGUAACUGUUAUGACUCAGAUGGAGUCUUCCGCCCAGGAAGUGCAUAAAAAUCUGAUCAGUAUCCUGGAUUAUCAGACACACCACCGUCUGCGUGAGGCACAAGGUCGCAAGCGUGCAGAAGAACUUAACGAGCGUGUGCUCUGGUGGUCUGUGAUGGAGACGAUAUGCAUUCUGAUAAUUGCCAUAGGACAGACACUUCUCUUGAAAAACUUCUUCACUGAUCGAAGUCCCUCACAGAGUUACUAGUGUAAUCGCGAAAUAAUUCCAAUUGAAACCAUGGAAGAACUCUCGUUUGCGAUCGAGCUGUGCGAUCCGCUGGGUCGGUAGACCGUCCGUUCAUACGGUGCCGUAACCUUUUCGAUCAUCGGUCGAAGUGCCAUCGCCACACAUCUGCCGGUAUAACAAGUCAGGCCUGUAUUCCCGCGGUGGAAGCGUCUCAGCAGGCAAGCUCGACGAUGCGAGAAACGCUUAGGGGACUUUGCGAUCAGGAUUCAACGAGCGAGAGUCGAGCCUCGAGAUUGAUACCUCAACAUAUGACACGCGCCAGGCGAAAUGUCCUUGUGCAUGUCUUGUGUUGUGGCGUCGUCUAUGUUAUGGCUACGACUAUUUCAUGUUGGGAAUGCCAGUAUAUCAAACUUGAAGCGAUCGAAGGAGUAAGAAGUGCAAGUAAAAGGACUUUGCCUUACAUCUCCCUACCUGACGGACAAUUUCAAGUUUGUACUUAUAUACUGGUACUUGGGACAGUAAAACGGAUACUGAAACACGGACGUUGUGUUCUUCUUACUUGUGAAUGUGUAACAUAAUAAAUUAAACGAUAUUCGUGUGUACCGAACGUUUUUCCUCCUAUACGUUAUAUCGCUGAGCGAUCUGAUUGUUUCCCGUCUCCUGUCGUUAUCUGUCGCGUUGCUUCCGUUAUUUAUCUGAAUCUAAGCUAUCAGUCGAGGUAGACGUUACUUAAAUAAAUAAAACGAUUUUACUAAUUUUUUUCGUUGCGAUUUCUUCGUCUCGCUCGGAAUUUCGUCCCUGAUAAUAUAAAUAUGUCGUGCGACAUGCCGUACAGACGAUGAUUAUGAACGUAAUAUGUUUCCACCUCAUACGUGGCACAUGCCACGUGUGAUGUUUUCCGCUGCGUGUGCGCUACUUGAUAAGCGCCUGCUCGCGAUUAUCCGCCAAUGAAGAAAACGGGGCAAGUGUAUGCAAGAUCAUUAGCUGUCUGCAGAGAGAGUCAUACUUUUAAAUUGUAUCCGCUACUUAUGCUAAUUGCACUUCGUGUUCGUCGAUGUGAGAAUCAUUCUCGCAGCAAUUAGCGUAAGUUUCACAGCAUUCUCGAUUUAUAUAAAGUGGGAAUUUGUAAAAAAAAUUAAUAAAAUUAGUACAAUGUA
Messenger RNA from Odontomachus brunneus, 1924 nucleotides. Its product is annotated as transmembrane emp24 domain-containing protein 7. The record is from RefSeq and is a predicted model, not a curated record. Lineage: Eukaryota; Metazoa; Arthropoda; Insecta; Hymenoptera; Formicidae. Gene Ontology annotation, biological process: Golgi organization; intracellular protein transport; endoplasmic reticulum to Golgi vesicle-mediated transport. The transcript is spliced from 3 exons. Bases 156 to 788 code for a protein of 210 amino acids. Gene Ontology annotation, cellular component: COPII-coated ER to Golgi transport vesicle; endoplasmic reticulum-Golgi intermediate compartment; endoplasmic reticulum.